CCACCACAACACCAAACUCAAUCUCUUCCAUCCGCCACAACCCAUCUACAUCUACAUCUUCAUCUUCUAUCAUCACGUGUGGCCGGUAUCAACAGCUUCAUCCUUGUACCAUACGCGCUUCGCUACUCCUCCCGGCCACAGAUCUUGACUCUCUUGCGGCUUGCUAUCUAGCUAUCGCGGGGUAAUAGCGGGCGCUGGCUCAUAUCUGUCGCAAUGGGUCGUCGUCCAACCGCCCCCCCGCCGCGUCCCCCGAAUCCUCUGCGCAACCAACGCGAGAUUCGGGCUCCCACGCCCCUCGCCCGCAAAGCAAUUAGCAAUGCCGCCAAACCUGCCAAGCGCGCAUGUCCAAAUAAAGAAUGUUCCAGCCCCCAGGUUGAGGACGGCAUUUGUCACAAUUGCGGUACAAUUGUCGAUGAUUCCAACAUCGUUGCUGAGGUCCAGUUCGGCGAGACGAGCCAGGGUGCCGCAGUUGUCCAGGGUAGCUUCGUCAGUGCCGAUUCUGGGGUAGCGAACAGCCUGGGACCUGCGUUUAGGAGAGCCGGAGGAGGCGGUGAAGAUAGAGAGAGUACCAUCCGGGAGGGAAAACGUAUCAUGACUGCAUUGGCAAAUCAGCUUAACAUCCAAGAGGCUAUUGUCAAUAGCGGAGUGCAGAUCUUCAAGCUUGCUGCUAUGGCCAACUUUAUCCAGGGUCGGAGAAUGGAUAUGGUGGCUGCUUGCUGCUUAUACAGUGCUUGUCGAAAGGAGAAGCCAUGCAGGGUCAUGCUCAUUGACUUUGCUGACAAGGUUCAGGUCAAUGUUUUCAAACUCGGUCACACGUUCAAGGCAUUGCAUAAUACGGUCACCCUGGCGAAGGAUGGUAUUCAACCUGUCCUCCCUGAAGACUUGAUCUAUCGAUUCGCAAUGAAGCUUGAUUUCAAGACCGCUACUAAUAAGGUCGCCGAAGAUGCAGUCCGCAUGGUUCAGCGUAUGAGUCUGGAUUGGAUGGUCAUGGGCCGACGUCCAUCUGGUGUCUGUGGUGCAUGUCUUAUCUUGGCUGCUCGCAUGAAUAAUUUCCGUCGAACUGUGACUGAAGUCGUCUAUAUUGUCAAAGUCACAACACAUACAAUUCAGAAGCGUCUAGAUGAGUUCAAAAGAACGCCCAGUAGCGCUCUUACCGUCGAAGAAUUUCUGAACAACGAAUUUUUGGAAUCGGCUCACGAUCCACCAUCUUUCUAUGAGAAACAAGAGGAGUUCAUCAAGAAUAAGAAGACCCGAAAGCGAAAGCGCAAGGGUGAGUCUGCUGAUGAGAACAAUGAGGGGGCCGAGGGCGAAGGAGAUGAUGCGAACAAGCGCAGAAAGACAGCCUUAACCCCAGGAGAAAUCCGCCGUGAUGCUGACGGUUUCGCCAUUCCUCCCCCCCCAACUCCACAAAGUCAACCAAACAAAGACAUCCCUAUCGAUCCAAACCUCGUUGAUGCUGCAAUUGAAGACCAAUCCGGCACCUCCUUUGAACAGCUCGUGUCACAAUUCGGCGACGCACUUGAUGCCCCUGCCUCCGAGGACGAGGACGACGAGGAUGACGAAAACAUUUCCAAAGACUCAGGUGGUCGUCCAAUAUAUGUUCCCGAAGAGUGGGCCGCUGAUGAGCGCAAUCUUGAAGACCAAAUCUCCGAGAUGAUUUCUGAUCCUCACACCCAAUCGCACGCCAUUGCCUAUGCUCGCGCUUGUAAGCGUGCUAACAAAUACAUGAACUUCCUCCGACAAACCUACCCACAGAAGGAAAUCAGCAUGGAUGUGCAUAUUGGCGAGGACGAGUUCGCAGACGACCCAGAAGUCAUGAAUUGCAUGCUCAGCCCCGCUGAUGUAGCGGCCAAGGAAAGGGUCUGGGUCAAUGAGAACAAAUCAUGGCUACGUAAGCAGCAACUCAAAGAAUACCAGAAGCGCAUGGCAGCAGAUGGACCACCAAAAGCAACCAGAAACCGCAAGAAGAAACCACGUAUUGGAGAGGGACAGACCAGCGCAGCAAAUUCACCAGCCGAGGCUGCAAUCAGUGUUCUUAAAUCACGUACAUGGAGCAAGAAGAUUAACUACGAUGUCAUUGGGGGAAUGUUUGAUGAUUUAGGCUACCCGGGCAGUUCGCUGGGCUCUGCUACCACCAGCCGUAGGACAAGUGUCGCCGGCUCGACGGUUGCAAGCUCGGUUGCGGGCUCACCAACCGCGGACGACGAAGACGAGGAUGAGGAGAGUGGUCCUAAUACAGCCGCCGAGAAGGCAAAGACCGCCGCCCCGGCCCCCGUCCAACGUGAACGGGAACCUAGCGUGGCUCCAAGUGUAGCUAGCGCGGCUGAGACAGAGGACGAGACCGCGGAUUGGCGCGCCGGUUUCAAGAAGCCUCGUCCAGAAGACGGCGAGGAGAUGUUCGAUGAUUACGACGAAGAAGAGUACGAUGAUCCUGGCAUGGGAGAUGUAGAGGAUAUGGAUGGCACAAUGGGAGAUUUUGACGAUGAUGAUUAGGAUCAAAACAGGGAUCAAAACAGGGUUGCAGUAUCAGACCCAUAUGGGUGGUGAUCUGAUACCUAGAUGUCGGUAUCUUUUGAUGAUGAUGAUUAGGAUCAAAACAGGGUUGCAGCAUCAGACCAAUAUGGGUGGUAAUCCGAUACCUACAUGCUUGGUAUCGCCGGUCAACAAAGAUCUCUUC
Molecule: messenger RNA, 2677 nt
Organism: Amorphotheca resinae ATCC 22711
Lineage: Eukaryota; Fungi; Ascomycota; Leotiomycetes; Helotiales; Amorphothecaceae
Exons: 3
Coding region: 214-2493 (759 amino acids)
Biological process (GO): DNA-templated transcription initiation; transcription by RNA polymerase III; transcription preinitiation complex assembly
Cellular component (GO): nucleus; transcription preinitiation complex; transcription factor TFIIIB complex
Molecular function (GO): TBP-class protein binding; RNA polymerase III type 3 promoter sequence-specific DNA binding; RNA polymerase III general transcription initiation factor activity
Source: RefSeq, a predicted model, not a curated record